Molecule: messenger RNA, 2696 nt
Organism: Antechinus flavipes (yellow-footed antechinus)
Lineage: Eukaryota; Metazoa; Chordata; Mammalia; Dasyuromorphia; Dasyuridae
Gene: FCAMR
Product: Fc alpha and mu receptor
Exons: 5
Coding region: 24-2096 (690 amino acids)
Cellular component (GO): plasma membrane
Molecular function (GO): transmembrane signaling receptor activity
Source: RefSeq, a predicted model, not a curated record
CCUAUCUCAGAGCAGGAUGGAAAAUGAUUCCCUUCUUCGCCUUAUGUUUACUUCAAGAUACUAGUGCUUUGAAAGGUCCAAGACUGGUGGAUGGAGAUCUUGGGGGAACAGUCACCAUCGAAUGCCAUUAUACUCCCAGCCCAGUCAACAAAUAUCAGAGGAAAUAUUGGUGCCGUCUGUACCCUCCUCAGAGAGUCUGUCACACCAUCAUCUCCUCCAAUCUCUUCAUCAACCACCUCUACCAGGGCCGAGCGACUCUUGUGGACUUCCCCAGUCAGGGCAGGUUUGUAGUGACCUUGACCCAGUUGAUACCUGAAGACUCAGGAUACUAUCGCUGUGGCAUCGGACCUAGAACAGACAUGCUCUUCUUCAGCAUGAAUCUGACCAUCUCUACAGCCAAUCAUUCUUUAGACUCUGCCAUCAUCACAAUUCCCUCAAGCAUCACCCCCAUGACAACUCUGGCUACCAGAGAUCAGACCGUGGAAACACUUGGUACAUCAACUUCAGUUAUAGGAAGACAUGUCCUUGACACAUCCGUGGUUGUAAAGAAAUGGGAGGCAAGAACUAGCAGAAAAGAUACUACUCCAGCUGAAGUCACCCAAGCACCAGGAACUACUAGAGUAACAACUACAGCUGCAGAUGGACAGAAUCUUGACACAACCCUACUUGUAGAGGGAUGGGAGGCAAAAACCAGCAAAAGAGAUACCACUCCAACUGAAAUCACCCAAGCACCAGGAACUAUUGGAGUAACAACUACAGCUGCAGAUGGACAGAAUCUUGACACAACCCUACUUGUAGAGGGAUGGGAGGCAAAAACCAGCAAAAGAGAUACCACUCCAACUGAAAUCACCCAAGCACCAGGAACUAUUGGAGUAACAACUACAGUCACAGGUGGACAAGACAUUGAUACAACCCUACCUGCAGAGGGAUGGGAGUCAAAAACCAGAAAAGAUACCACUUCAGCUGAAAUCAUCCAGGUACCAGAAAGCACUGGAGCAACAACCCCAGUUAUAGGUGCACAGGUUCCAAAAACUACUGAAACAACUUCAUCUUCUUGCAAUCAGGUCAUUGAUGCAACCUUGACUAUAAAAGAAUGGGGAACAGCAACUUACAGAGGAGAUAUAACUCCAAUCAGAGUCACAAAGGCCUCAGGAAUCCCUGGAACAAUCACCUCAGUCAUGAGUAGAAAAGGUCCAGGAACUCUUAAAGGAACAAUUCCAACUGCAGGCAUCCAGGAUCUCAACACAAGUCUGGUAGCAAAAGGACAAAGGGCAGAAAUUAGUAGAGGAGAUCCAACUCUGAUAAACAUCACUCAGCUACCAGCACAAGUUUCAAGCAAAAAUAUACAGCCUCCAGGAAGAGUUAGAGUAACAAUUCCAAAUACUGAUGUCUGGAUUCUGGAAACCACAAGAGCAGCAGAUCCAAUUCCAGAGGUACAGACUUCAAGAGCCAAAGUAACAUCAAAUAUAAUGGUCCUGAGAACUAGGGCAGAGACAAAAACAAUCGUGGGAACCAUUAGGGAAAGAAGAUCAACUAUCAGAAGCACAAAUAGGCUAACUGGGGGAACUGUGAACUCUAGAACACAUCUGAUCACCACCAGAAACAUCCCAGGAAUCAUCAGACCUUCAACAAUGGUUAGAGACUAUCUUAGAGAAGUAACUCCAGGUAUAUACCGACAGACUCUGAGAACCACAAGGGCUACAACCUCAGAUGCUGAUAUAAGUCCAUGGUUCUCAGGAACUAUUAGAAGAGGGAAAACCUCCGCCUUAGGAGGAACAUCUGCUAUUGGUAGAGAAAGUCACUCUGAGAAACCACUGAAGAGAAUACCAGGAGCAACACUCCUGAUUCCUCCCAGCAACAAGCCCUGCAUGGAGAUUUUGUCUCCAGAUCAAUGGCGUAUCUCCCAGAUCCUGAUCGCUUUCUCUACUGUGUUGCUUCCAAUUGUUCUCCUGGUUCUGUUACUACUGUUAAGAAAGCUUCGAAAGAGGAUCUCUCUUCGGACCCAGAAACCCAAGGUUUCCCUAAUCCAGUUGACUAACUUUCAAGAUCUCACUGAGAUGCCGAGCUUGGAAGCACAACCACUCCAGGAAGCCUAAUACUUCUGCACAAUCGUCACCACACAUGACAAUCAGGGUGGGUAAGGGAAAUCAGUCUUCCUAUCUGUGUCAGUUUGAGCUCCUCAGGGGAAGACGCAGGACCAGGAUUUCUUUCCUAUGGUCAGAGAAGGAGGCCAAAGGCAUUGGAGUUCAACCUAGUGAAGAAAAAGGUGAGGUUGUGAAGACUUAAUUAUUCUUAAAUCUAGGAAGGUGUUAAAAUGAAGGAUGCUCAUUAGUUUUUGUUUUCUACCACCAAAGAACAAAUGAAGAGAUUUUAAAUUUCAGUGUGAUUCCAGAAGGAACUUUCAAACAAAGAAAAUUACUGAUCCCUGGAAGAGAGUACUAAGGGAGGCCAUUUCAUCUCUAUGCCCAAAGAUUUAACAAUUGUGAUCUCUCCUUCCUUUAAAUCUCCUCAUUACUUUGUAAUUUUCAUGUGAUAUUUUUUAUAUUCAAAUUUAUGCUGUAGUAUUUGUAUGAGUAGUUAGUCUAUCAUUACCCAAAAACAGAUUGUAAAUUCCCUGAGGAUAUCUUCUUGACCUUUAUAUCUCCCACAGUGCCCAGCCAUAUAGUAAAUAUUCAAUAAAUACAUUAUCUUGAUCA